AUGACAUCCAUUCCCAACCUCAGCGGCUCCAUCGUUGCCGCUAAUAAUCAGAACAUCGCCGGGCUCGUCAACAUCAACCUAGACGUUUCUCUAGUACGGUGCAAUCCCCCAGUCGAAUUCUUGCCGGUUGGCCCGGCGUUGUCGCUCCAGCGUCGUAAACAAGCAGAAGGUGGGCAACAGCACAAGUUGGCUUGUAGAUUAGGGUUCCUAUUCAACGACAUCGUACCAGAGACGCCAAAAUUGAUUAAAGCGUUCGGUACUCGAGUCUCUGAUACCCUUCGCCGACCUGGAGUGAACCCUCAAGGCACCGACGAAAAUGGUCCAUUCCGAGACUUCGUUGGUGCCGAUGGGACCUCACUUUGGGCUGCGGCCACUUCCAAUUCAGCAUCAUUAAGCGUUUACCUACUCGCAUGCAUGCUUGCGAGGGCCUGGGACUCUAAACAAGCCACAGCAAUUUGGGUCGAGCUCGUGCACGACAGAAAACGUCAGGUUGAGGCCCGGCUGGAGCAGAAUUUGAUUGUGAAUCCCUAUACCCAAUUGGCGGUAUUGCAAGAGUUCAAGCGAUCAGAUCUGGCAAGAUGGGACGCAAGUGCAAGAUCCUGGCUACGAAGAGCCGAUCACUACACAGUGUCCCAACAUACGCAGUUCAAGCUUACCAUCAACAAUAUUCAACUUCCCUUCUUGGACUCUGGGAAGACAUUUGACAAGGUCACCCAAGCAUGGAUUCGGUCGAUGAAGGUCUUGGAGGCUUUGCUGGGAAAUGAGCCGCAGGUGGCCUUCGAUCGUUCCGUGCUGCUCGCAAUUUCCUCAUGGCACUUGUACCCAAAUCUUCAGGUCUUCCAGGAGGAAGCUACCAGCGUUUCAUUCUCCGAUGAAUUAUUCCCCGCUUUGGGAGUGCUCAGUCUUGGAUUCGGAUAUCGCGCUCCGAGGAGAGACGUACAAGACAAAGAAGCCCAUGACACAGGUCUAGGCAUUGCGACUCGAUGGUCUCUAGCACUGUCUCACCUGAGGUAUUACGGGAGUGCAUUCCAGAUCAUGAGCGACGAGUUUCAAGGCGAACGAGCCAGUGUCGACGAGAUAUGGCUGACUUGCCUAGGAGCAAUUCUCCGUCAGUGGGAGGUCACAUUUUCGAAUCUCGAGCCCUCUGUCCAAUGGUUCCAAAAGAUUGGAGAUCUCUUACAAGCAAGCGAAGAAACUGAAAAGACAGCCCUAUCGUGGUUGUCUAAACUUUGUCAAGCAGCUGGUACGAUUUCGAGCCAAAGCCCUAACAAGCGCCAGGAUAAAAUGAGGUUCGUUAGCCUCGGUUGGAGGAAAGACACAAACCUCCUUGGACACCAGAAGGUGCUACGCCCGCCGUUUUUUGGCCUUUGUAACCCAGAUGUCCUACAAUCCCUCAAGAAAAAGGAUGGCACGGAGAUAGGCCUCGAGCUUUUCCGCAGUGUAGCUCAGCGACUUAAUUUGGCGCCUGAAGAUGCAAUUAUAUGCAGGAGCACAGACGACGGAGACUUUAACGUAACUCACGAAUGGGCCACAAUUAGCCCAGUGCAGGCUGGCUUGGAUGACCCGAGCCAGCUCGAGGAAGGUGGAUCAGAGCUUCUGCAGAAUGUGCGAUGGAUUUAUGCUGAAGACCGCGAAGGACGAACAACUCGAAGGGACGAGCAACAAUAUCGCCAAGCUAGCAUACAACAGCUAGGCGAACGCUGCCAUGUCGUAUACGACCAAGGACACAUCCCGCGCAAGAAGGGUUUCAACGCAUCCCGCAACCCAAUAGCCUUUGAGUCCGUCUCCAAAGGCGUUUACGAGUGGGAAACCCCGCCGUUGCUGUUCGCUGAAAAUGCGCAAUCCGUUGAAUUUGUCCAGCUACAAUUCAUUCCUAUACCCAAUUGGUCAGUCGGCUUCGGUCUGUUUGUGCGAAAGGAAGUCUAUGAGCACAGAUUCGAUGAUCUCAAGUCGCAAAUGUCUCGCGCUGCUAUGGCCGUAGACGUUCAGACAAGCUUAAAGUGGCUGGAGAUAGAGGGCCACGGGUUCGACGUCGUCGGAUUUUUAAUGACCUUUCUCCAGGGCCAGCCCAAUACAUUCCUACGCCGUCGCAAACGGCUGGCAGGGAAGAAAAGAAAGAGGUCGUCCGACAUCGAUGCUGACGCUGAAAGCCACCAUGCAGGCUUAGUCGACAGCGACAGCGGCAGAAUAAUAGGUUCUUAUUAUACAGUCGGUGAAUAUAGAGAGCUAUCCAUUGAAUGGAUCCUGAGUCUUCGAGCGUUGGAGAUAGUAUCUGUUCUCUACAACCAGCUUCCUGACGCCACCAUCUCUCUGCGCCUGGUCAAUCAGGAGCUCUUCAAGGCCAAAUGGUUCCCACGACAAUCCUCGGCACUGGAAGACUCGUUCACCAAGGUGCUCAACACUUCUGUGCAAAAGCUGUGCGAUGAAAUGACGCGAGCGCAUUCCUUUGCAUGCAUUGCGAUGACGGAGUCUGGACAAUUCAACAUUGAUAUUGAACACACGGAAGCAGUCGUCGCGCUUUGUUCUGAUAAUUCCAUCUUUGUUGCAGGAAUACUAUUGUCCGACCCUACGACUGCUAAUGUCGGCAUGAACAUUCGACAUUUAAUAGGCAACGUUGGCCAUGCCGGGAUGGUUCUGAUGAUUUCGCCGAAUGAGCCUUCGAUGCGAGCUCCAACGCACAAUGCCCCCACAAUCGAUCACAGAUCAUACGAUGGGAAGCGUACAGACAGCUUCGAAGGAACAUCGCUUCAUCUAUCUUUCACUAAGUGGGAGAUGCCUCUUGAAUGGGGUAGUACCGGCGACAUUGAUCAACAGAUUUUCCUUCUCGAGUCCGUCCUCUCUGUUAAAGACGAAGGUCAAUGGGUCGCCGACUUGGAUGUUUUGGAUUUGGAGAGAGAUGGUGUUGAAAUAUUGCAGUUCACUUGUGAUUGUGACCGCAGCGAGCUGCCCGCAGACAAGGACAUUGCAUCGUUGGACUCUUGGGAGCACCUUCUCAACACCCCGCCUUCCGUUGGAGUCAUACGGGCGAGGGACAACUGGGUAGCUAGACUCUGUGCUACCGCAGUUCUGAUUCGCAAAGGCCAAGCUCACUGUGUUGUGGUUACGGCUGACGAGCCUAUUUGUUGGGGCUGUAUGGCGGAGCACUACGCGUACCCUGAGUCGCAUCUACCACAGUUCAUCAUAAAUUGA
Molecule: messenger RNA, 3189 nt
Organism: Diaporthe amygdali
Lineage: Eukaryota; Fungi; Ascomycota; Sordariomycetes; Diaporthales; Diaporthaceae
Exons: 2
Coding region: 1-3189 (1062 amino acids)
Source: RefSeq, a predicted model, not a curated record